AUGGAUAAGUCUGAUAAUCCACACGCUUUCUUUGAAAUUCCCCCUUCGUCUAAGGUUGACAUCCUUCUGAAGGCUGCCGGUAACGCUCCUGUAAUCACAAAACAGAAAUGGUCAGUUGGAAGAAAUCAGAAAGUCAGCUGUGUGGCUACCUUUAUCAGAAAAUGUAUAUCAUGCCCCUCAAAUGAAUCUCUCUUUCUUUAUGUCAACCAAACGUUUGCUCCUUCUUUAGACACUGAAAUAGGUGUCCUCUAUGACUGCUUCAGUUCAGAAGGCAAACUUGUCCUUUAUUAUUGCAUAACUCAGGCCUGGGGUUGA
Messenger RNA from Protopolystoma xenopodis, 315 nucleotides. Lineage: Eukaryota; Metazoa; Platyhelminthes; Monogenea; Polystomatidea; Polystomatidae. The record is from the annotation of a GenBank genome assembly.